AUGUACCAUAGUAUUUCAGCUCAAACACUCAAUCCUUGUGGCCACACAAUUUGUGGUCCUUGUGCAGAUGAAUGGUUAUUUGAUCAAGCAAGUUUCAAAAGUUGUCCUAAUUGUCGAAGAAAAACCAACUAUCUGCGGCCUCUUAUAAAAAAUAUCACAGUGAAUAACUUUGUGGAAAGCUAUAUCCAAAUCCGUGCUCUUGGUGGUGAUAAAGAUUGGCAAACUGAUGGGAGCAAGCUUGUUGAAUGGCUUGAAAGAAGAAGGUAG
This is a messenger RNA of Lentinula edodes (shiitake mushroom), 267 nucleotides long. RefSeq lists its product as uncharacterized. Bases 1 to 267 code for a protein of 88 amino acids. The transcript has 2 exons. The record is from RefSeq and is a predicted model, not a curated record. Lineage: Eukaryota; Fungi; Basidiomycota; Agaricomycetes; Agaricales; Omphalotaceae.